CCCGUCUAUUCUCAACCUCUAUACAAAGAAGGCUUCAUGCUGAUCGACUCCAUCAAUACCACUCAAACAUAUACAUUCCUAUUCACCACUCACAAGUUCAAAGUUUUCUACUAAGAAAACAAUCAUCACCAUCAUGAGUACUGCUUCAAGAACAAGCAAGGCUAUUGUGGCAGCAAGUGUUGGAGUUGUGGAGGCAUUGAAGGACCAAGGGAUUUGCAGGUGGAACUCACCCACAAUAAGAUCCGUCCAUCAACAGGCCAAGAACCAUUUCAGGUCUUCUUCUCAGGCGAACAAGAACAAGCUCUCUUCUUCUUCAACCUCAGCUUUGAGCAGAGUCAGAGACGAGAAGCUGAAGAAGUCGGAGGAGUCUUUGAGGACGGUCAUGUACUUGAGCUGCUGGGGUCCCAACUAAGACUAUUAUUCAAGCAAGCACACAAAAUCAAGUGCAAGAUUACUUUGGCUUGGGCUGAACAAGAAUCGACCCAUAUCGAUCAGGGCUUGUGACGAAAAUUAGAUAGAAGGAAAUUAAGUGAUGCAUGCCUUUGUUAUCGAGGGAAAGUGAUGUAAAUUUUGUUUUGUAUAACGAUUGACAUUAUGGUAAUGCAAUUGCAUUUCUGAGAA
Molecule: messenger RNA, 621 nt
Organism: Rosa rugosa (rugosa rose)
Lineage: Eukaryota; Viridiplantae; Streptophyta; Magnoliopsida; Rosales; Rosaceae
Exons: 1
Coding region: 134-412 (92 amino acids)
Source: RefSeq, a predicted model, not a curated record